Messenger RNA from Psylliodes chrysocephalus, 1542 nucleotides. The record is from the annotation of a GenBank genome assembly. NCBI's taxonomy places the organism in Eukaryota, Metazoa, Arthropoda, Insecta, Coleoptera, Chrysomelidae.
AUGACACGAUCGUUGAGUCCUGAUGAGGUAAAUGAGUUAGAAGUGGAAUACGAUAUCGAUUUCUAUAUAGUUCUGCUGAAUGAGCGUGACUGGAGAAUGACAAGACCAACUGACCCGAAAUGUGUUUGGGCUGCACUUUCCAGUCCAACUCAUUCCGGAUUGCAGAUGUUCCUAUCCGGAGUCAAAGACAAUAAACAUUUUAGCCUUCCAUAUCUUAAAAGGUCUCUAUCAGCAUUCAAAAUUGCUCCCUCAAUGAAGAUCACCUUCGACCAGACUACGAAGCCAUGUUUCAAUAAAAAACUAUUGAGGAACAUGAGGGAGGAUUAUGGAUUAACCCAUUACCGGGCAUUCCAUCUGGGUGGGUUAGGAGGCUACGUCACGUACGUGCUUGUAAUGAACACAUCGUCCAUACAGAUCGCUAAGAAACUUACACCUGUGACCCCAGCUCCUGAAGCUCCGACACCAAAGUCCAAAUCAACCUACUUCGAAAAACUCGACGUAGCUGUUAGAAUGGAACUAGACUUAAGAUUUCCAUUACAAUACAUCAUGUAUACGACAGCUGAGACAUACCCUGAUUUAACUGUAAAAAGCCAUCCAUUCACUAAAAACCUGUAUCCUACUUCGCUUCCCGGUUCAAAAGACACGGAAUAUGCUUUGGUCCUGUUUGAUGAUGGUAUUUAUUAUAUAGCAUCUAAAAGCGAAAUUAAAAAUAGAACAGAAGCAACUGUAUACUGGAAAAAACAUAAAACAUUUCACAUAGCGAAAAUCCUAAAAGAAUCUGAAAAUAAGAAGCAAUUAAUAAAAUUAACAAAACAGUAUGAGUCAAACAUGGAUUAUGGUUUGGUCCGGUUUGAUAGUAAUAUUUAUUAUAUAGCAUCUAAAAGCAAAAUUAAAAAUAGAACUAGUACAGAAGCAUCUGUAUACUGGAAAAAACAUAAAACAUUUUACGUAGCGAAGAUCCUAAAAGAAUCUGAAAAUAAGAAACAAUUAAUUAAAUUAGAAAAACAGUAUAAGUCAAAUGAGAUGCAAGCGAUGUUUGAUGAAGAAUCUGAAGAGGAAGUAGGUGGGGAAGCAGAAACAUCAGAAAAAUUUAGCGAAGGCGAUGAGGAAGAAACUACCAAUUCAAUGUUGAAUCUGCAGAAGAAUGGGCCUAGUUAUAGCUCUAUAGCAAUAUCAAGAAGGGAACUAUACGACAUCUUAACAAAUUCUUGUCAGAGUAAAAUUGACGACCAAUUCAAGUUUAUAACAAGUUAUCUUAAAGAACGCACAGGCUGUCCUGAUACAGAUUUGAAGGAUAUAAACAGCAAAAUAUACCACUUUAAAUUAGAAUUUAAGUCUAGAUGGUUGAAUGUAGGUAGAUCUAGGAAUAGGUUUCUUAAGAAAUAUGAUAACUGGCUCGACACGUUAAUAUCUUUCACCCGCUACACGCAGUCUAUCUCGAUUAUGAGAGGACGUCCAACAGUUCCUUUUGAAGACAGCAGAGGCUUCCAAAUUAUUAAAAGAUAUAACUUCAACAUCUCCGAAACGUGCGAGCAAAUAUAG